UAAUAAGGAGUGGAAACAUAAUCCAGCUCUCUCGCGCGCGCUCUCUCUUUCUCUUUCUCUCUCGUUUUCCAGUCACCAGAGGCGAAUAACGGAACCAGUUAGACCGCAAAUUGCUUGACAGUUUUAAGUUUAAACUUUUUGAUACCGUAGUUUCUAAUAAUAACGCUUCGUGUCCACCUUUAGAACUCUAAACACUGUCUCUUUAAGAAGGUUUACCUACCGACCUCCUGUUGAUCCGACAAUAUUUCCCCAUACAUUACGGUUCUUCUGCAUCUCCUGCUAUUCUCUCUGCGCUUUACUUCAUUCUUAACUGUUUAUUUAUUUAUUUAUUCACUUUGGAAACUUGAAGAAGCUCAAACAUGGCAGAGGUAGGGAAAGGAGUCAACGCCGGGAAACUGGCCAGUAAUGUACAGAAGAGGAUAACCAGAGCACAAGAGAAGGUGAUGCAAAAGUUGGGUAAGGCGGACGAAACGAAAGACACAGCCUUUGAGGAGGGAGUGGCCAACUUUAACAAGCAGCUGGCCGAUGGCACCAAAUUGCAGAAAGACUUGAAAGCGUAUUUGGUGGCAGUCAAAACCAUGCACGAGAGUUCAAAGCGUCUGCAUGACUGUCUGGCAGAAAUGUACGACCCUGAGUGGUUUGGCAAAGAGGAGGUGGACUCCAUCGCAGAGGACACUGACCUUCUGUGGCAAGAUUUCCACCAAAAGCUUGUGGACAAUACCCUCAUUUCCAUGGAUACAUACUUGGCUCAAUUUCCAGACAUAAAGGCUCGGAUUGCUAAGCGUGACAGGAAGCUGGUAGACUUUGACAGUGCCAGACAUCAUUUUGCUUCUAUACAAAAAGGCAAGAAAAAGGAUGAGGCCAAAAUUGCCAAGCCUCUGACUCUGGUGGAGAAGGCUGCUCCCGGCUGGGCUCAGGGAAUAAUCACAGCACAUCAGAUCGCACAAACUAACCUCUCAAGAAACCAGGCUGAGGAAGAGUUGGGGAGAGCUCAGAAGGUAUUUGAGGAGAUCAAUUAUGAGCUCCAGGAGGAACUUCCCACCCUGUGGGACAGUCGUGUUGGCGUCUAUGUUAACACAUUCCAGAGUGUAUCUGGCCUGGAGGAAAAAUUUCACAGGGAUAUGGGCAAACUGAACCAGAAUCUAAGUGAUAUUAUGACCAAACUGGAAGAGCAACGUCUAGCCAAAAAAGGUGUCACGACAGCAAGCACUGUGAAGAGCGAAGAAGCAGCCAACCACAGUCUCUCAGAGUCUGGGUCAGACGCCCCUAAAUCACCACAAAAGAAUGAAGCUCCAGCAGUGACAAAUGGCUCAUCAGAUGCAGAGCUUCCUCCAUCGGUUCUCUAUAAGGUGAAAGUAAUGCAUGACUAUGGAGCAACAGACAGUGAUGAACUUGACCUGAAGGCUGGUGACAUUGUGCUUGUGCUUCCCUUUGCCAACCCAGAUGAACAGGAUGAAGGCUGGUUAAUGGGAGUUAAAGAGUCACACUGGAUUCAGAAUAAAAACCUCCUAGUGAAAGGAGUCUUCCCUGAAAACUUCACCCAGAAACUGUGAGCGGAACAGCCAUCUCACAAUCACCUGUUCUUAUCCUUCGUUUUCUCACCACUCUACUGUGAUGCCAUUUUUUAUAAAACAUCUUCAAAAAUAAGGGCUUCUCAAGCCCAAAAAAAAGCUCUGUUCUAUAACAUGGUAACUUUCAUAGAAUUGGAGUAAGAAUAAAUGAAAAAUUCAUCAGAUGAGAUUUGCAGCAGUAUGCUUUACACUAAAAAGUGAUAUGGACACAAUUAAAAGAUGCCAGAUAUGGAUGAAGAUCAAGGCCGAUUUGAUUGAUGUUUGUCGUUGGGCCAUUUUGGGAAGUUUGUUUAGUACAUGAAGCAUCAGUUAGCAUCUUUUUUUUUUUUUUUUUUUUUUUUUUUCAUCAACUGACUUUGACACAUCAAUCAAUAUAUUUCAGUGAAAUCUUUUACUUUUUUGCUUAAAGUCAACAUGAAAUCAAAAUUGACCCUAAUUACUUUCUUAAAGGGAUAGUUUACCCAAAAAUGAAAAUUAUCCCAUGAUUUACUCACCCUCAAGCCACAGUCAUGUAUAUGACUAUCUUCUUUCAGAUGAACACAAUCAGAGAUAUAUUUAAAAAUAUCCUUAGUCCUCCAAGGUUUAUAAUGGUUGUGAAUGGGGGGCCGCGUUUUGAAGUCAAAAAUAAUGCAUCCAUCCAUAAAAAAAAAGGUAAUCCAUACGACUCCAGGGAGUUAAUAAAGGCCUUCUGAAGUAAAGUGAAGCGAUGCAUUUUUGUAAGAAAAAUAUCCAUAUUUAAAACUUUAUUAACUAUAAUACUAGCUUCCGGCGGAUGACCGUACACAGAAUGCGCAAGUCAGUUUGCGGAGGAAGAGUAUCCUUUGACCUGACGAACGCGGAGGCACAGAGGAUAGAGCAAAACAAAUCACCAGUCACGGAUUAUAUGUCUAAAACGAUUUCGAUAUAAGAGGAGCUUAAAUUUGUUGCACAGCCCUAUUUGUUUGAUCCGUGAGAGGCGUCUAAGCUUACAAUACUCCAACAUUCUGCAUCAUACAUUGCGUUAGAGGAUUACUCAUUUGGCGCAAGUCAACUUGCGCAUUCUGCGUACGGUCAUCCGCUGGAAGAUAGUUAUUUGAAUUUAUAAAGUUUUAAAUAUGGAUAUUUUUUCUUACAAAAACGCAUCACUUCACAUCAGAAGGCCUUUAUUAACCCAUUGGAGAUUUUUUAUGGAUGGAUGCAUUAUUUUUGACUUCAAAACGCGACCCUCCAUUCACAACCAUUAUAAACCUUGGAGGACUAAGGAUAUUUUUAAAUAUAUCUCUGAUUGUGUUUGUCUGAAAGAAGAUAGUCAUAUACACCUAGGAUGGCUUGAGGGUGAGUAAAUCUUGGGAUGAUUUUCAUUUUUGGGUGAACUAUCCCUUUAACAUCCUUUUUUGUUCUUACUGUGAACUAUUCUUCAGUGCUUGUUCACACACUGUAAAAUAAAAACUGUGUUAAUAACUGUUAAAAUAAUAGCAAGUGCAAAGAGUGAUAGAUGCUCUUCACACAAAGUGUAAAUAGAAGUAAUAUACUAUAUGUACUAAAGGUAAAAUAUCUGAGCAGUAGUGGGCAGAGUUAGUGAAAGUAGCCUUUGUCAACAAGGUUGGAUAUCUGCAAUUAGUAUAAGUAGAAAUUGUGUAUUUUAUCAAGAUAAAACAGUUGGCUGAUGUCACAAAUCCCUGUUGGUAUCUAAACCAAUCAAUUUCUAAUGCAUAAAAAGCAAGUCCUGCUGUACACUAUAUCCUUUUUUUUAUUCAGAAAUACGUUGGGAAUAAAGUAGGAAGUGCUAACUCUAUUUCAUGGUGACUUUAAAGUUUUGCUGAUUUCAUUAUCUCGAGUCUCCUGAACAUGUAGAGCCCAUUCAUCCCCUUAGUUUUAUAAUAUUUUAAACUCUUGUUCCAUAGAUGGGGUAUCUUGCAGCAGUACAUGAGAGGGGCUCAUCUCAAUACUUUUAUGAUCAAUAACUUCAUGAUAUGUAUGUUCUUCUUUGUUCUGUUAUUGAGGUCUUCAGGUAUAUGCCACCAAAGAUUAUGACAAUUAUGCUAUGGGACAAACCACUGUGGUUAUACUGUAUGAACAACAGUUUGCCUGAAACAAUUUUUACUACGUAUUUUAAAAUGGAAGAGGUUCAAACAUUUGUCAUGGGUGCAUGAAUGUUUUAUAGAUACUUUUAGAAUAGUGCGCAUAUACUGUAAUCUGGAGAAAAUGAAGAAUCUCAAAAAUAGAUUUCAUUUUUCUUUUGAAUGACUAGGUAUUGAUCUAAAUUGAUAAAAAUGUACUCUGUAAUGCACUGAUACUCUGAUGACAGGCAGCAUUAGUGUGGAAUUCACUAAAUGAAUUAAGCUGAAUUUAUUCACAAUGUACAGCAUCACGCCACCACUGUGAUCCAGGCUGAAUCAGUUAUCUAAAAUGGUGUGCUUGACUGCAUCUGCGUCUGGUUAUAAUGCUCUUCUUUGUCAUUUGAUGAAUAACCACUGUCAUGCUCAAUAGAAAUAUGUGCACAAACAUCUCUUUUUAAUAAAAUUCAGUUUUCUAUAAUGUUGAACAAUUAAAUCACGUAAGAAAUGACACUGCAUUUAGUAAAUUGCCUCUCUGUUUUAAUACCUAAUGUCAAAAUUUGAUCUCAAAUAUACUGGGAAUCUGAUUUUGCCAAAACCUUUGAGGGUAAAUUAGCUGCUAAUUUGUGAACUGUUAUUCUUGUUUUGUCAACUCUGGUAUUGUCAGUAUGUACUGUAUACAUUUUAGUUUAUAUAUUAACUCUCUCUGACCUGUUUACAUAUCAGAGCUAUAAUUUUCUCAACCGAUAAGCUCUAUAUUUGAAUAUAGUUUUGAAUAUUAAAAUAUUAAUCAGACCUUUGAAAUGAACAGCUGCAAGAAGUCUUUUCAGGUCUAUUCAUGGUUCCUUCUAACAAAGAUGUGUAAAUGUUUGGUGACUCUCUGAAUAUCUCAAUGAUAAAGGUUCUGAUAUUUAAAACUAUCCUGUGGAAAAACUGAGAUGUAUCACAUUAACUAUAUAUAUAUACAUUUGAUCAGAAAGGGAAAUUGUGUCCUGCAGCAUUAUAGUAGGAUGCUCUGUCUUAACAUGCAGUACUCUGUAAGAACCACCCUGUCUGGCAGACUUUAAGAAGCAUAUUAAAAUUAAAAUCAUGCUGAACUUAAAA
This is a messenger RNA of Ctenopharyngodon idella (grass carp), 4711 nucleotides long. RefSeq names its product bridging integrator 1b (gene bin1b). Lineage: Eukaryota; Metazoa; Chordata; Actinopteri; Cypriniformes; Xenocyprididae. The record is from RefSeq and is a predicted model, not a curated record. Gene Ontology annotation, molecular function: phospholipid binding; tau protein binding. The transcript has 15 exons. Gene Ontology annotation, cellular component: plasma membrane; cytoplasm; synaptic vesicle. Bases 360 to 1553 code for a protein of 397 amino acids.